Messenger RNA from Empidonax traillii (willow flycatcher), 1873 nucleotides. RefSeq names its product keratin 222 (gene KRT222). The coding region runs from base 48 to 890 and encodes 280 amino acids. The record is from RefSeq and is a predicted model, not a curated record. NCBI's taxonomy places the organism in Eukaryota, Metazoa, Chordata, Aves, Passeriformes, Tyrannidae. The transcript is spliced from 7 exons.
GCAGCGGGUCGGGAGCCGGGGAGGAUGGGAGGAGGAGGAGGAGGAGGAUGGAGCCGGCCCGGCUCCGCCGAGAGAUCAGGGCAAAGUAUGAAUCGCACAUCACCCGAAAUCAGAUAAAGACCGUCAGCUCAGCAAGGACGCAGGCAGAAGAAGGUGCAAGUAAAAGAAUGGACAAAGAUGCAGAAGCACUAAAGGCAGCCAGAGCAGAACUGUGCGAGGCCAGACGGCAGUGGCACCACAUGCAGAUCGAAAUCGAGUCUCUCCAUGCCGUGGAAAAGGGUUUGGAACGUUCGUUGCGGGCCACGGAGCAGCAGUACCACAUGCAGCUACAGAAUUUAGAAGGUGAGAUUGAAUGUUUGGAGAAAGAGCUGCUGGAAGUGAGAAGGGGAAUUGAGAAACAGCUUCGAGAGCACGAAAUUCUCCUGAACACGAGGAUGAAGCUGGAGGAGGAGAUAGCGACGUACCGCAGUCUGCUGGAGCAAGAAGAGAGCAGGUUCCGUUGCUCGAUACCUGCCCAGAAGGACGACAAAAAGCCCAGCACCAGCAAGAUCACCUUUAUGCUGCCUCCAGAUGGUGUAAAGAAGCACGAGCCAGAGAAGGUGGAACUGAUGACAAAACAAGCCAUCCUAGACGGAAACAUCAUGAAGGAAAGUGCUGAAGCUCAUGGCACUGUACAGACAGAAAAAGUGGAUGAAGUCAUCAAGGAAUGGGAAGGCUCUUUCUUUAAGGACAACCCUCGCUUAAGGAAAAAGUCCGUCUCCCUGCGUUUCGACCUCCACCUGGCAGCCACGGACGAGGGGUGCCUGCACACCAAAAAGAAAACCCUCCCCGACAUCGAGGUCAGGCUGGUGAUGAGGAGAUCCUGCAGCAUCCCCUCCAUCAAACCUUAACCCCCAGCCCGUUCCCCCCCGGAGAGCAUCCCCACCAGGCUCUGGGAGCAAACUGCAGAUGGACUCGCACAGCCGCUGUCUGCUACAACCACACCUUACCGGGCACGUGGAGCCGCUCGAUAAAACCAUACAAGUCCUCUAAAAAAAAAAAGAAAAACCAGGGAGAAGAGCAAGGCAGUUCAGAUUCCAAGAAACCCGACUUCUACUGGUUUUAUACUCUGGGUGCAGCCCUUUCAUUUCCUCAUGGUUGUUGUUUUUUUUGUAGAAUUUCACCAAAUACGACGAAAUUUAAACGAGGACUUUAUGGUUUGACGCGUUCUGCUUUUGUAAAGGAGAACUUGUCUUCUCUUUCUGGAAAUGAGAAAUGCGUAUUUCACUCUCUUACAUAUUCAAUAUUGCAUAUAUAUAAUGACUGGGGAAUCCUUGCAAUAAUUUAUAUCACAUCUGUCAUAAUUCUAGAAAUAUCUUUUAAAAUAAUUCUUUUUAACAGCGAAACUUACAUAGAAAGAUGCUCUUAAAACACAUGAACUACUAACAAUUUUCUUUUAAAAGUGGCUGGUAUUUUUAAAUUCAUUUUUUUAGGCAACAACUGAGCAAGAAUGUCUUUCCCUUGCAUCCUUAUACACCCAUUUUUCCAAGUGUUAUUACAAUCCAGUAACACUUUAGCUGUGCCAUUCCCCUGGUUUUGAAGCAGUGAUUUCCCCCUGAAAAAAAUCGAUCAUUCUCUUAUGUGUCUGCACACACCUGUCCUACAACUCUCUUAGCCAGGGCAAGUGAAAUCACCCUCUAAUUGUUCGAAUGUGAGGAGUCAACCAAGCAUUUUACCGCCGGUAUUCCGGUAAUUUUGUUUAUUGUAACAGUGCGCGUUAACAUAUCUUCAACAAACUCCUCUUCUGAGAAACAUUAGGGGACUCUCUCCAUCCGUUGCAAGUUACUGUUACACCAGGGUACAACUGUUAUUCCUUCAAAUUAACUGGGCAAAA